GGGAGUAUUUACAUCCUUGGGAAUGCAUUACUAUAGUACUUUGGGGUAAUGAGCGUUCAGAAUACAGAUGGUGAAAACUCUGAAUUUGAUUUCUUUCAUAAUAUUUACUUAUGGGAGUUUCUCCUAAGCUUGAGACCUAUAUAUCACAAGGCCCGUGGAAAUUUUAUCUUGGAUUUCUCAUAGGCACUUGUGGGCCAAACCAAACAUAGUUUCUCUCAUGCUUAGGACUUUUCAGUAGGUUCCCGUCACCUACAAAAUGAAGCCAAUACUCGGAUGCUUUGCUUAUCAUAGAAAGAACUAUUGCAAGCAUGUCCCAGCAUGCCUUUCUGCCCACAAUUAUUUUUCCCUUCUUCCUGAAAUUCUCAAUGACUAAUCAUUCUCUUGUGUUGCUGGUAAAAUCUUAUUUAUCCAGGGUACUUUAUGGAUUUUUCUAUUUUUUAUCACUUUCUAUUUUAUAUUUAAAUGAUCUCUUUAUGUGUCCAUCUCUCCCAUGAACAACCUAAGCUGGGAAGGCUUGGGUGGGUCCAUAGUUAUCUUUGUGUUCUUAGUGCUUAGGUCAAUACCUGGUAUAGAGUACAUAACUUUUUUAUUCAAAUGAACCUGUCAGACUCUGAUUGGUUAUAUUCUGAGGCCCUGUCACUAAACAUGGUCAUUUAUCUCAGAAGUUGAAGGUUCCCCUAGAGCCAGCUGCAAAGUUCCCAGAGCACAGCGAGUUAAACAUAGAGUGGGCUGCCCUGAAUUGGCAUCCCCAAAUACAGAGUCCAGGGUUGGAGCAGGAGAAGAACAAUGAAAGCCAGCUGCUCCAGGUACCUGUUACUCUUAUUUCUCCUCACAUGUGAACUGGCCCCAGAAGUUGCUGGAGAAGUUGAAGAGUCCUCAGAUGGUCCUGGUACUGCCCAGGGACCUAUGUGGCUCACAGAUGUCCCAGCUGCCGAGGAAUUCAUCUCUGCUGCUGAGGUGGCCAUCAUAGGCUUCUUCCAGGAUCUAGAAAUACCAGUAGUGUCUGUAUUCCAUAGCAUGGUGCAAAAAUUCCAAGAUGUGUCAUUUGGAAUCAGCAAUAACUCUGAGGUCCUGGCGCACUACAACAUCACCAGGAACUCCAUUUCCCUCUUUCGUCUGGUGGAUAAUGAACAGUUGAAGUUAGAGGGUGAAGAGGUUGAAAACAUGGAAGCUGCCAAAUUAAGCCUUUUCAUUGAGACCAACAGCCUGCGCUUGGUGACAGAAUACAACCCUAUGACUGGGUUUGGCCUAUUUAACACCAUGAUUGAGAUUCAUCUUCUCCUGGUGAUAAGCAAAGCAUCUCCAGAGUAUGCCGAGAAUAUGAACAGAUACCGGAAGGCAGCUAGGCUCUUCCAGGGAAAGAUUCUCUUUGUCCUGGUGGACAGUGGUAUGAAGGAAAAUGAAAAGGUGAUAUCAUUUUUCAAACUAAAGAAGUCUCAGCUGCCAGCUUUGGCAAUUUACCGAACGAUUGACGAUCAGUGGGAUACACUGCCUAUAACUGAAGUUACAGUAGAGCAUGUGAAAAGCUUUUGUGAUGGAUUUCUAGAAGGGAAAUUGUUGAGAGAAAAUCGUACAUCAGAAGAAAAGACUCCAAAAGUGGAACUUUGACUUCUCCUUGGUAUUUCCACUUAUUACCACAUACCUACAUUAUGCUGAACAAAAACAGGCCAUUCAAACCUGAGAGAUACCAAACAACACAUUCACCAGGACUUUAAACCACACAUGUACAGAGAGAGAGAGAGAGAGAGAGAGAGAGAGAGAGAGAGAGAGAGGAUUUAUUCCAUUUUGUUCCUUAAAAAUCUCAUUGACUUUUCUUCUUUCUUUUAAAUUCCCUGUACUCUUUGGCUCCCUAUCUAAUUUGCUAUUGAACAUUCAUACUGUGUAGGCCCACCUAUGGUGGACGGCUUUAGAAAUCCUAUGACACUUGUAUGAAGGAGAGCCAUUCCUAGAGAGAAAUUGUUCCAAUGUAUCAUUAGUACUGAGCUUGCCUACUUCACAUGAUCCACACAACAAAGUUCCCGCUGUUUAGAGGUUGUCUAAGGAUUGAAACUCGACCUUCCUUCAUAAGAGCCCUUCUCUCUCUGACUCAGGGCCAAGAACAAAAAGAUGGUUUUUAAGCACUCUUCUGUGUUUUUGUCAGAUGUUAAAUGAUGUCCCCAAGUUUCUGAAUUUAGCAUAAACAGACCAUGUGAAAACUCUAUGCUUGUUUAGCAUCCCCAAUUCCCCAUGUAAAUCAACAAUCCAUAUAAUAAAUAAAGGCAAUGAUAUUAUAGGAGAAGACUGGCAUCUCUUUGCAGGCCGAACCUCUUGUAAACACCCAGCUGCCCAGCUGAGCCGUGUGUCCCUCACCCUUCAGUGCUCACAGUUUAGCAGCAGGCCAUAAGCCACAUGCGUGUUACUGUUCACUCUGUGUGUGGGAUGGGUGGUGGGUAGAGACCAUCCUGGUAAGAACUGGUACAAAUGUGGCAGAGGAGCUAGGAAGUCAAUUAGGGAGAGAAGGGGGGCACUUGGCGCUGGGCAGGCUGGGGCUCACUGCAGGUGAGGGGUACAGUCCAGCUCCUGGAGCGGAGGGAGAGUUUGGCUGAGUGUCUCUGGCCCACAGGUCAUUACUGUCAACACACAGAUGCUCCACUGUUCCCAGAAGGCCCUUGGCUCUGCAGAAAAGUGCCUAAGUGCUGAAGAACUGAAAAACCACAGAUGUACACCUACAGCCCCGUCCAAGUGAGGAACCCAGGAGUGAAAGGCUUGGUUGUUCCUUUCUGUGGGGAAAACUCCGCAGCCCCUGGGUGGGGAGUCAGCAGCUGGCCGUGGCCUGUGAGUGCAGCCGAGGAUGGCAUGCCUCAGCAACAUGAGAGCCAAGGGCUCUGAGGGGUCAUCUGUCCAUCCCAGGGCUGCAUGAAAUCGCCCCAACAGCCUCUUGCUGGAAGCUGAAAAACAGUCCUAGGAUAGGCGAAUCCCAGAAGGCUGCCUUCAUCCUGUGAGCCAGAGUCUUGACAUUUACAGUCAGAAAUUCUUCCUGAUAGCCCAGCCGAGGUCCUCCGCCAGGCAAGCUGUUUCUUCUUACCAUCUCCAUGGAAAUUCCUAAUGGCUGCCCAGUCCUAUCCCCAAAAGACACUUUCAAUGACUUGCUGCUUGCUCCUAAGCCCUCUAAUCCAGCCUCCUUUUGUCUGGUACUCAUAAGCCAAUUGUUUUAUCAUUUUUUUAACAUUUCCAAGUUAUUUGAUUCAAUAAAUUGUUUUUCUCUCCUC
Messenger RNA from Marmota flaviventris (yellow-bellied marmot), 3248 nucleotides. RefSeq names its product endoplasmic reticulum protein 27 (gene Erp27). Lineage: Eukaryota; Metazoa; Chordata; Mammalia; Rodentia; Sciuridae. Gene Ontology annotation, cellular component: endoplasmic reticulum. The record is from RefSeq and is a predicted model, not a curated record. Gene Ontology annotation, biological process: protein folding; response to endoplasmic reticulum stress.